This is a messenger RNA of Anoplopoma fimbria (sablefish), 3981 nucleotides long. It is a transcript of the gene cadpsb, whose product is annotated as Ca2+-dependent activator protein for secretion b. The transcript has 29 exons. Bases 1 to 3981 code for a protein of 1326 amino acids. Gene Ontology annotation, biological process: positive regulation of exocytosis; dense core granule exocytosis; synaptic vesicle exocytosis. The record is from RefSeq and is a predicted model, not a curated record. Gene Ontology annotation, cellular component: glutamatergic synapse. Lineage: Eukaryota; Metazoa; Chordata; Actinopteri; Perciformes; Anoplopomatidae.
AUGUUAGAUCCGUCGUCCAGCGAGGAGGAAUCUGAUGGGAUAGUGGAGGAGGAAAGCAAAGAGGCGAUGGCACCCCAGGCCGGAUCCCGCAUCUCUCCGAGCAGGACCAGCGAGAGCUCGGGUGGACUUGCUCCCAGCAGCAGCCGCAGCAGUGCCCGUCCGACCAGCCCGAGCCCGUCGGCCGCCAGCGAGGAGAAGGAGGACCUGGAGAAGAUGCAGAGGGAGGAAGAAGACCGUAAAAAGAAGCUGCAGUUGUAUGUUUUUGUGAUGCGGUGCGUCGCUUACCCAUUCAAUGCAAAACAGCCCACCGAUAUGGCGAGGCGACAGCAGAAGAUUACAAAGCAGCAGCUUCAACAGACCAAGGAUCGUUUCCAGGCCUUCCUGAAUGGAGACACACAGAUUGUGGCUGAUGAGGCAUUCAUCAAUGCUGUGCAGAGCUACAAUGAGGUGUUCCUGAAGAGUGACCGUGUGGCUAAGAUGGUCCAGAGUGGCGGUUUCUCGGCCAAUGAUUUCAGGGAAGUGUUCAAGAGGCACAUCGAGAAGCGCGUUCGCAGCCUUCCAGAGAUCGACGGUCUGAGCAAGGAGACAGUGCUCAGCUCCUGGAUGGCCAAGUUUGACACCAUCUACCGCGGCGACGAGGAUCCACGCAAGGCACAGCAACGCAUGACCGCCAGUGCGGCCUCUGAGCUGAUCCUCAGCAAGGACCAGCUGUACGAGAUGUUCCAGAAUAUACUCGGCAUAAAAAAGUUUGAGCACCAGCUGCUUUAUCAAGCCUGUCAGUUGGACAACCUGGAUGAGCAGGCUGCACAGAUCAGAAGAGAGCUGGAUGGCCGUCUUCAGAUGGCAGACCAGAUUGCCAGGGGUGGCAAGUUCCCCAAAUUUGUGUCUAAAGAGAUGGAGGCCAUGUUCAUCGAGGAGCUCAAGUCCUCAGUGAAUCAGCUGAUGGCCAAUCUGGAGAGCAUGCCUGUGUCCAAGGGAGGGGAGUUCAAACUCCAGAAGCUCAAACGGGGACACAAUACCUCCAUCAUCGACAUGGGUCAGGAGGAUGAGAACACGCUGUCCAAGUCUGACGUGGUUCUCUCCUUCACUUUGGAGGUGGUGAUCAUGGAAGUGGUGGGGCUGAAGUCUCUGGCUCCGAACAGGAUUGUCUACUGCACCAUGGAGGUGGAGGGAGGCGAGAAACUCCAGACUGACCAAGCAGAAGCGUCCAAGCCAACCUGGGGGACCCAAGGGGACUUCACCACCACACACCCUCUGCCUGGUGUCAAGGUGAAACUGUUUACAGAGAGCACAGGGGUGCUGGCAUUGGAGGACAAAGAACUGGGCAGGGUUGUCCUCCACCCAACUCCUAACAGCCCCAAGCAGUCAGAGCUCCACAAGAUGACUGUGACCAAGGCUUGCCCCGACCAAGAUCUGAGGAUCAAACUGGCCAUACGUAUGGACAAACCACAGAACAUGAAACACUGCGGGUAUCUGUGGGCUUUUGGAAAGAAUGUUUGGAAGCGCUGGAAGAAGCGUUUCUUUGUGCUUGUACAGGUGAGUCAGUAUACAUUCGCCAUGUGCAGCUACAGAGAGAAAAAAUCAGAACCGCAAGAGCUUCUCCAGUUGGACGGGUAUACUGUGGACUACAGCGACCCCCAGCCAGGCUUGGAUGGUGGCAGGGCUUUCUUCAAUGCUGUGAAGGAAGGCGACACUGUGAUCUUCGCCAGCGAUGAUGAGCAGGACCGCAUCCUGUGGGUCCAGGCCAUGUAUCGAGCCACUGGCCAGUCCCAUAAGCCUGUCCCACCCACUCAGGUCCAGAAACUCAACUCCAAAGGGGGUGCCUCAGCCCAAAUGGAUGCACCCAUUUCUCAGUUCUAUGCUGACAGAGCUCAGAAACAUGGCAUGGAUGAGUUUAUCUCCGCUAACCCCUGUAGCUUUGACCACGCCUCGCUUUUUGAGAUGGUGCAGCGACUCACGUUGGACCACAGGCUCAAUGACACCUUCUGCUGCUUGGGAUGGUUUAGCCCGGGCCAGGUGUUUGUCUUGGAUGAGUACUGUGCCAGGAACGGAGUUCGAGGUUGUCACAGACAUCUGUGUUACCUGCGUGAUCUGCUGGAAAGAGCAGAAAGUGGGGCUAUAAUUGACCCCACCCUUCUUCACUACAGCUUCGCUUUUUGUGCCUCCCAUGUCCAUGGGAACAGGCCAGACGGGCUGAGCACAGUGAAAGUGGACGAGAAGGAGCGCUUUGAGGACAUCAAGGAGAGGUUGCGUGUGAUAUUGGAAAACCAGAUUGUAAAUUUCAGAUAUUGUUUCCCCUUCGGUCGGCCAGAGGGAGCACUGAAGGCAACUUUGUCUUUGCUGGAGAGGGUCCUGAUGAAGGACAUUGUGACCCCAGUUCCACCAGAAGAAGUUAAAGGAGUGAUCCGCAAAUGUUUGGAGCAGGCUGCGCAGCUCAACUACGAGCGGAUUCAAGAAUAUGCUAAAAUUGAAGGUAACCAUAAACACACAACAUCACAUAACGACUUCACGCCUGCCAAAAAGCUGGAGGAAACAAUUCGCCUGGCGGAGUUAGUCAUAGAGGUCCUCCAGCAGAACCAGGAACACCAUGCGGAGGGAAAAGAGGCAUUUGCAUGGUGGACAGACCUGAUGGUGGAGCAUGCAGAGAACUUCCUGGCCCUCUAUGCCAUCGACAUGGAUGCCGCUCUGGAGAUCCAGUCCCCUGAGAGCUGGGACAGCUUUCCCCUCUUCCAGCUGCUCAACGACUUCCUCCGGACAGACUAUCAUCUGUGCAAUGGAAAGUUCCACAAACACCUCCAGGAUCUGUAUGCUCCUCUGGUGGUUAGAUAUGUGGAUCUGAUGGAGUCCUCCAUAGCACAGUCAAUUCACAAGGGCUUUGAGCGAGAGUCCUGGGAGCCUGUAAAGAGUUUAACAAGUAAUCUGCCCAAUGUGAAUCUACCAAAUGUGAACCUCCAAAUUCCCAAAGUACCAAAUCUGCCAGUGCCAGUAGCAGGACUAUCAGUUAACCUUCCACAAAUGCCUAGCUUUUCUACCCCGUCAUGGAUGGCUGCUAUAUAUGACUCUGAUAAUGGCUCCGGAACGUCAGAGGAUCUCUUCUGGAAGCUGGACGCCCUCCAGACUUUCAUCAGGGACCUUCAUUGGCCUGAGGAGGAGUUUGCCAAACACCUCGAGAGUCGCAUCCAGCUCAUGUCGAGCAACAUGAUCGAGAACUGCGUCAAGCGCACUCGGAUGGCAUUCGAGUCCAAGCUGACAAAAAGCAGCAAGUCCACAGAUUUCCGCAUUUCUCCAACAUUAUGCACCAUGUUCAACGUGAUGGUCGAUGCCAAGGACCAAUCAGCUAAGUUGUGCGCAAUGGAGAUGGGCCAAGAGGUAAAACAAACGUCACAUGGGACACAGACUAAACAGUACCACACCCAAAUAGACGAGCUGAUCGAGGAAAGUGUGAAAGACAUGAUCCAGCUACUGGUUGCAAAGUUUGUUGUCAUUCUGGAGAGCGUGUUGGCAAAGAUUUCCAGAUAUGAUGAAGGCACCCUCUUCUCUUCAUUCCUCUCUUUCACGGUGAAAGCUGCCUCUAAAUAUGUGGAUGUACCUAAACCUGGGAUGGACGUGGCCGAUGGCUAUGUGACCUUUGUGCGCCACUCUCAGGAUAUUCUCCGUGAUAAGGUCAAUGAGGAGGUGUAUAUAGAAAGGUUAUUUGAUCAAUGGUACACUGCCACCAUGAACCUGCUGGGGACCUGGCUCACUGAACGCAUGGAACAGCAGCUCCACGUCUACCAGCUAAAAAUCCUCAUCAGGAUUACAAAGAAAAAGUACCGGGACUUUCGCCUGCAGGGGGUCCUCGACUCCACCCUGAACAGCAAGAUGUACGACACAGUACGCAACAGGCUGACCAUCGAGGAGGCCACUGCUUCAGUUAGGGAAGGAGGCAUGCAGGGCAUCUCCAUGAAGGACAGCGAUGAGGAGGAUGAAGAGGACGACUAG